GAUUUAAACGGACUAAUGACCAGGGGCGUCUGGAAGAAGUCACCAAUGAGCGGGCGUGAGGGGCGGAGCGCACAAGUCCUAGUGGGUUUGGCUGCACCACGGCUUUGGCGCAUUUUCGGCUGGUUUGAUUCAUCCAUUUUGAAGAGACGGGGGAGCGGGGGGCUCGACCGAUCCAGGGACCUGAGCCAAGGCGCGGCGGAGGCUGAGAGGCCAGCAGCUCGGGGCUCAGCGGCAGAGGCCGGCGGAGUGGGGGGGUGGGGCGCCGAGCGCGCGGGGGGGGGGGUCCUGCUCCUCGUCUCGGCUCGGCUCGGUCCGGUCUCGACUGCGAACAUGUCUCGGCCUGUCAGAAAUAGGAAGGUCGUUGAUUAUUCACAGUUUCAGGAAUCAGAUGAUGCAGAUGAAGAUUAUGGAAGAGAUUCAGGCCCUCCAGCUAAGAAAAUUCGGUCAUCUCCUCGAGAAGCUAAAAAUAAAAGGCGAUCUGGAAAGAAUUCACAAGAAGACAGUGAGGAUUCAGAAGAAAAAGAUGUGAAGACCAAGAAGGAUGAUUCUCACUCAGCAGAGGACAGUGAAGAUGAAAAAGACGACCAUAAAAAUGUGCGCCAGCAACGGCAGGCAGCAUCUAAAGCAGCUUCUAAACAGAGAGAGAUGCUCUUAGAAGAUGUGGGGAGUGAGGAAGAACCAGAGGAAGAGGAUGAGGCACCAUUCCAGGAGAAAGAUUCUGGCAGCGAUGAAGAUUUCCUAAUGGAAGACGACGACGAUAGUGACUAUGGCAGUUCAAAAAAGAAAAACAAAAAGAUGGUUAAGAAGUCCAAACCUGAGAGAAAAGAGAAGAAAAUGCCCAAACCAAGGCUAAAGGCUACAGUGACACCUAGUCCAGUGAAAGGCAAAGGGAAAGUGGGUCGCCCCACAGCUUCAAAGGCUUCAAAGGAUAAGACUCCUUCUCCCAAAGAUGACGACGAGGAAGCAGAAAGCCCUCCAGAGAAGAAGACGUCUGCAAGCCCCCCAAUGGAGAAAUCUGGAGAUGAAGGGUCUGAAGAUGAAGUGCAGUCUGGGGAAGAUUAAAAAGUGAUAAUGUUUUGGGAGAGAUUUUAUUAAAAAAAAUGGAAACCUACUUAAGUUAGGACACGGUUUUGGCUAUGGCUUGACUCAUGGGCUUUCAUUGCUUUUUCAUUUGUCAAAAGAAUCUCAAUCUCUCCCCUUUAUCUCUCUCUCUCUCUCUCUCUCUCUCAAAACCAUUGUAUGUUAAAGUGUUUAAGUUACCAUUUGUCUUUGCUCUUUGCCACCCCCAUCCCCUUUUCCCAAUGAAAGCCAUGUCAAAUUAAUCACUGGAUUGACUGCUUCAUCUUUUUAUUUUGCAAUGAAAGGUAUACCACAGUUGUAAAGCAAUAAGAUUUGAGAUGGACACUAUGGAAACUUUGCUUUCUGCUAAAGAGUAGCAUCUUGAACAGUAAUCAAAAACUAGAAAGGUUUUAAUUAGAAAUGAUUGUUCUUUCUUUGCCUGUACUUUUGAAAAACCAGUUGUCAUUUAACAUGAGCUUAUAUGUCUUUAUACAUAAGUAUAAAUGUCAAAAAAAAAAUCAUGACUAAACUUCACUGGUGAGGGAGCUGAUAAACAUGAACUCUGGAUUGCUAACUGAAAGUACUCAACUUAUUCCCCUAGGAUGUGGGAGGGAAUGGGUUCCCUGAGCUUAUUUGGGGAUGUGGGUUUUCCUUUUUUUUUUUUUUUUUUUUAAUACUUGUUAUUCUCAAAGAGACUCAGAGCCAGUGAUCUUUUUAUCUUGCUACAGUCUUUAAGGAGUUUUAAAAACUGGGCCACCAAAAUCAAAAUCACUCUCAAUUUCAUAUUUAAUUAUCUAUUGGUUCAUAUUUUUAAAAUAUAUAUGUAUCCUGGGUUUUGGAUAAAAUUUUACCAAGGAUCAAAAGUUAAAAAGAGAAAAAUUCCCUAGAAUUUCAGUGACAAAAUGAAUCUCUGCACCAGAGUGCAUUUCUUUUCAGAUGGACGAUGUAAGGUUUUAAGGAAAUAAACUUCCAGUUAAUGUGAAGCUCAGUUACAAAAGAUUGAGAUUUUUUUCUUACAUGAACAUAGAGAAUUGGAACUCUUUUAUGCUAUCUGUGUGCUCAGAUCUAUGAACUAUGCUGUUUUUAUUUGGGAAUAACACAUUUUCCUUUUGAUCUCCCAAUCUUCCCAUUUCUUCAUAGAAGCAUGGUAAUGAUGGCACACAACUUCCCGCUGCUACUUAGCACUCCUGCACAGCCCUGCCUCCCAGCUCUACUGUGGGAUACUAUUUUCCUGGCUCUAUGUUCACUUACUGACAGGGUGGGAGGUAUGUUAAAUGCUGCUUCUAUACUGUGGAGUUUGGUUUUGCUUCUUAGUUGGUCUGACCCCUCCUUCACUGCUCAUUUCUUAAAGCAAGAGCCUGAGAUGCAACAAGACUAGAGAACUGUGUUUUAGGGUGCCCAGUGUGCCAUUAAUAACUGACAACACAUCUUAGCAAAGCAUCAGGAGGUAGAUUAUAGGUUUGGUCUUCCACUUUCACAUAAAAUGGACUGAAAGGAGCAAAGUUUAAGGUUCUCUAGUGUGCUUAUUGAACAUUUAGUGACAUGUAAUUUCUGUAUUUUUCCCUUCACUUGAGCUAAAUUUGCUUUCUCAAUAUCCUACUUUUCUGGAUUUGUUUUGUUUUUUGUUUUUAGACAUCAACAUGUUUGUCUCUGGCAAUGUAGUUUUCUUAUAGGUAUUCCCUAGGACAAAGAGUUAUUUAAGAAAUAUUUUUACUCUCAUUUUUAAGACACACUUUGAAGAAUAUUCUUAGGUCUGCUUUUAUAGAAAGGCAGAGUCAUCUUAAUCCUUCACUCUGAUAAUGAGUUUUAAACAUGGCAAAACAGAGACUUGAGCAUCAGUAGCAAAUGUUUUAUAUGAUGAUGGAAUUUAUAGUUGUGAACUAUGUAAUGGGGAUGUUAAGGAUUAUUCUGUUUGCUUCAGUGGCUUGCUCAGGUAUCCAUCUGUAAGAAAAAAAGGCUUGUGUUCAUAAGUCAGCAACUCAGCAGCAUUUCCACCAGUCAUGUCUCCCUUUUAGGGUUGUAUGGAACGCAGUCUUACAUCCCUAGUGACAUUUGGGCUUUUCUUAGAUUACAUUUCAUGAACAAUUGGGGGUAGGUAUCUUUCAACUUCAGUCUUUUUUUUUCUUUUUUUCUGAGCAGUCUCUAAAUCUGUGCUAACAUCUGAUUGUAUGUGCCUAUAAUUUAGAAGUACUUGUGUCUUCUAAGUUACUUGUGUCUGUUUGAUUGAGUUUCUUGUUUGGGGUACCAUUUAAAACUAAUUCCUCAGAUUGAAAAGUAUAUUCUCUAUUUACAGGCUGGACAGAAGGAUCUCUGUCCUCAAGUGAGCACAUAGGCUCUGAAUGACCUUUGUUUUCUCCAAUUCUUAUUGGUGGUUCAAAACACUGGGUCUUCCCCUCAAAUCAUGCAUGUGAAUAGGACAUUUAAGGGUGACUCAACUGGAAACAGGUGCUCAGUAGUCAGGUUUAAUAAUGACAUCAGGAUGAGUUAACAGCUGUAAGCUGAUAGUGACUCGCCAUUGGCACCUCCCUUGGCUUAAUGUUGGUCCCCUUUUUUCUAGUGUGCCUAUGGUAAAGUGGCAAUAGCAUUUACUGUCUUAUUUUGCAGUGCUCAGGAAACGGGAUGUUAGUUUGAAGGUGCUUGUCUAUGUUACCUAAGUUAGGUCAACUAGGUUUACCUCUAUAACUUAAGUCUCAACAGUUCUGCUGACUGACACUACAUUCUAGUUCUAAAGGCUCUUGUCAGCCUCACCCCCUACCCAGAAAUGGUAGCUUUUGUCUUAUUUCAGUGGGGACUUGCUGCUGCUUUUAACCCUUCCCAGCUCAGAUGAGAUUUGGGAGAGGGGUCCCAAGGGGUAAGUUUUAAUCUUAGCAAUGACAGAUUUGUCCCACUUACUAAAACUCUUCUACCUUUCAUACCUCCACUGCAUACUAAUUUGAUAAGCGAGUGCUUCUUUCUUUAAGGAAGCAUUGAGAAAGAGUUUUGGUUUGUUUGGUGGUUUUUGUAAUCUUGAUUUUGAAGACUCGAAGUUGAGUUUUCUUGAAGAAAUUUUGAUAGUUUUUUGUUUUUUGUUUUUGUUUUUUUUCAAAAUAACUGGUUUGUCUCAGUUCAGUCUUGAUUUUGGUUGAAACAUUUUCUUAUAGGUAACAAAUUAAGAAAGUGGAAUAUGAGGUUAUAAUCUAGCAACAUUUUGGUAUUUAUGGAUAUAGUCAACUGAAUUUGACUUUUGGGAAUAUAGUUUCACUCUGUAGCCGGGUUGGGAGUUCUUCCUCUACUGUUGCAGUGUUGGAAUGAAUGCCACCAUGACAGGUGACACUUUCUUAAAUAGUGUAUGCCCAUGAACAUGCAAGUGAUAAGUAGAUUUUGGGCUUCUAGGUUAGGGAGAACAGUGCUUUUCUUUAAACAAACUGGUUUAGGAACCACUGAGUUUUAGAAAGGUAAGAGCAGAAUUGAAUACCAGAAGCAAAGGGAAAGCUUGGUUGCCGUGGAAUGCCAAUUUGAGCAGUUUUACCAAGGUCAUCAGUAGCUACACUGAAAAGAAAACAUGCCCACCUAGGGCUUGGAGUGGGGAAGGCAGCUGUGCUCUUCUGUUUAGAUGGAGGUAACAAGCAAUAUAUCUUUCCUGCCAAAAAGUAGCAGAAAUUAAGAUUCUGGUUUCUCUUGAGGGUGUAUUCAUUUUCUCUGUGGAAGUCAAGUUUGCUUAAAGAUGAAGAGUGUUUUGACUAUUGAGAAGGACAUCAAGCUGUCAAUAGCCAACUUUCUAUCUCAAUCUAAUUUUGCCCUUUGUCUUACAAAAAAUACGUGAUUCUUUCCGAAUAUCAAAUCCAUUAAGUUACACUUUUGUUCAAAGCCUAAUUCACAGUGGUGCUGAUUGUAAUAACCACUAUUGAGGGAAAAAAAUCCCAUAUAUCUACCUGUUGCCAUGCCAAUGAGUACCUGAACUGGUGACAUCUGUUCAAGCAUGCUCCAUGUGACUGUAGAACCACUGUUGUGCAGACACUUUGUAUAUUGGGUAAGGGAGGGUUUUCUAGAUUAUGGGGGGAGGGUAAAUUGGGAGUAAAUUGGGAUUAUUUUUGUUGUUGUUCCUUUACGGGAUGGGGGGUAUAGCACUCAGUUUAUGCCGUAAAAAUAACAUGUAUAAAAACCCUAAAGUGUUGUGUGGGUGUGGGUAUGUGUGAGUGCGUGCUUGUAUCUGGCAGUUAAACCUUUGUCUUCUGGAAGUUAGUGAAUUUUUUCUCUUUUUUUCCUCCAGAGGCAUUUGUUACAAGAUUUGUAAAUAAGAGCUCUCUACGUAGACUGUUUACCAUGAACAUGUUGCAGCAAACCUUACACACUUAAUUCCUUUAAGACUUGCCAGGUUAAGCAGCAGCCAAGCUCUCAAUAAUUGUUUGCCUUGAUGCAUCUUUUAGGCUUCAUUUGCCAGCUCUAAAACUCCCAGCCUUCCUUGAUUUUUGUUCUUAAUCUUACAUGUUCUGAGCAGGAAGAGUCAAAGAGGAACCUGCUUCACUGUCUUUAGUCUGUGGGUUGAGACCCAGGCAUCCCUUUCUUCAUACUGCAGUGUCAUUAGAUACAUGAUCAGACACCAGAGGGUUGGGCAUUCUUGCAAUACCUUAACGAUGCUGAAUCUGCAGCAUGGUACUAAGGAAGUUAAAGUUUGAAUGUAACCACUUUAUUUAAAAGUUUUUUUCUUUAAUUUAAAUGAAAUGGAGUUGAAGUGAACAUGAUUUUGUUGACCAUGUUCGUGAAUUAUAGAUGCAACAUGCAUUGGUAGAAUCGUGUGAUGGUCUUUGUGAUACUUAAUUUUUACAUAUCCCAGUCUCUA
Messenger RNA from Nannospalax galili (Upper Galilee mountains blind mole rat), 5878 nucleotides. It is a transcript of the gene Nucks1, whose product is annotated as nuclear casein kinase and cyclin dependent kinase substrate 1. Gene Ontology annotation, cellular component: cytoplasm. Gene Ontology annotation, molecular function: single-stranded DNA binding; double-stranded DNA binding. NCBI's taxonomy places the organism in Eukaryota, Metazoa, Chordata, Mammalia, Rodentia, Spalacidae. The coding region runs from base 16 to 1062 and encodes 348 amino acids. The transcript has 7 exons. The record is from RefSeq and is a predicted model, not a curated record. Gene Ontology annotation, biological process: interstrand cross-link repair; double-strand break repair via homologous recombination.